AUGUUCUACUUCCACUGCCCCCCGCAGCUAGAGGGCGCUGCCCCCUUCGGAGGUCACUCCGCCGGCGACUUCGACGACGGGUUCCUGCGGAGGAAGCAGCGCCGCAACCGCACCACCUUCACCUUGCAGCAGCUCGAGGCCCUGGAAGCUGUUUUUGCUCAAACCCACUACCCGGAUGUGUUCACUCGUGAAGAGCUGGCUCUGAAAAUCAACCUCACGGAGGCCAGGGUGCAGGUGUGGUUCCAAAAUCGAAGGGCUAAAUGGAGAAAAACAGAGAGGGGUGCUUCGGACCAAGAGGGCUCUAAGGAAACCAUGGCUGAGGUGGCACCUCCUGCAAGGAACUUAAAUUCCCCUUCUCCGACAGAUCAAACCAGGAAUAAAAAGGAGGGUCUGGAGAUCCAGCAGAGCCUGAGUCGAGCAGUGGGCCCUACAGGACCCUUCUUCCCUUCCUGCCUGCCGGGGACUCUUCUCAACACAGCCACCUAUGCACAAGCUUUGUCCCAUGUCGCCUCUCUAAAAGGGAGCCCUCUGUGCUCGUGCUGCGUUCCAGACCCCAUGGGGCUCUCCUUCCUGCCCACCUACGGCUGCCAAAGCAACCGCACGGCCAGCGUGGCCGCGCUGCGCAUGAAGGCGCGCGAGCACUCGGAGGCCGUGCUGCAGUCUGCCAACCUCCUGCCCGCCAGCAGCAGCAGCAGCAGCCCCACUCCUCCUGCCAAACCCGGCCCCGAGGGCAGCCAGGAGCAGCAGCCCUCUCCAGCCAAGGAGCACAUGGAAGGGGAGAAGAGCGUAUGA
Molecule: messenger RNA, 792 nt
Organism: Sturnus vulgaris (Common starling)
Lineage: Eukaryota; Metazoa; Chordata; Aves; Passeriformes; Sturnidae
Gene: DRGX
Product: dorsal root ganglia homeobox
Biological process (GO): regulation of transcription by RNA polymerase II
Molecular function (GO): RNA polymerase II transcription regulatory region sequence-specific DNA binding; DNA-binding transcription factor activity, RNA polymerase II-specific
Source: RefSeq, a predicted model, not a curated record